Molecule: messenger RNA, 2361 nt
Organism: Drosophila montana
Lineage: Eukaryota; Metazoa; Arthropoda; Insecta; Diptera; Drosophilidae
Gene: Ugt50B3
Product: UDP-glycosyltransferase family 50 member B3
Exons: 6
Coding region: 89-1657 (522 amino acids)
Molecular function (GO): UDP-glycosyltransferase activity
Source: RefSeq, a predicted model, not a curated record
AUACAUAUAUACCAAUUAUAUCUAUAAAAUGUCGUGUCGCUGGGGGAUUUUAUUUUAAAUACGACUCUGAAGUCGCAGCAACCGCAACAUGUUUCGAAUACGUAGCCUAUUGAUUGUGAUAUUCACCUGCCAGGCCCUGGGUGCGGACAUUUUAAUGGCCACCAUGGGCGGCACAAAGUCGCACAAGAUUCCGUUUUGGGAGCUAGCCAAAGGAUUGAUAAGCAGAGGACAUAACAUCACUUUCCUAAGUGGAUUUCCGGCAGAUUUUCAUAUCGAUGGCCUGCAUGAGAUAACACCAGCGAGUCUGGUUGAGUACAUACAGAACUACACAAAUUGGGAUCUAUUGGGUUCGAGAAUGAAUGGCGAAAUGCCAAUCAAGCCCUGGGAUGGAUUACGCUACGCAUUUGAGUCAUGCGAUGCUAUGUUGGGUGAUCCGGAAACCAAAGAUCUAGCGAAUCGCACCUUUGACCUGGCUAUACUCGACGGCGCAUUUCCCGAGUGCUUGCAGGGACUGACGCACCUCCAUGAGAUACCGUUUAUGUACAUAAACACCGUUGGAUUCUACACUGGCAGCUUAUCAAUUGCCGGCAAUCCGAUAAGCUAUGCGAUAACUCCAAACUUUUACUCCCGCUUCACGGACAGCAUGAGCCUCUACGAGCGAGCGCUGAAUACAGGAAUGCAAAUCGGUCAGAAUAUUUUGCACAGUUAUGUGAUGCGUCGUACUCAUCGUGUUCUGCGGGAUCACCUGGGUGCGCAUAUACCCCAUCCCUACGACAUGUCUCGCAACGUGAGCUUCAUACUGCAGAAUGGACAUGCUGUCGUCUCCUAUCCCCGGGCGCUGAAUCCAAAUGUCGCGGAGGUAGCUUGCAUCCACUGCAAGCCUGCACGACCGUUGCCCAAGGAUUUGGACGAUUUUAUUUCGGGCUCGGGUGCGUCGGGUUUCAUCUAUGUGUCAAUGGGCUCGUCUGUGAAGGCGGCCAAUAUGCCGGAGUCGCUGCGUCGUAUGCUGGUCAAGACAUUCGCACGCCUGCCCUACAAUGUGCUGUGGAAGUACGAGGGCAACGCGGCGGAUAUGCACGAUCUGACACCCAAUGUGAAGCUGUCCCGCUGGCUGCCACAGCAGGACAUUCUGGGCCAUAGCCAGCUGCGCGCCUUCAUCACUCACGGCGGUCUGCUGAGCAUGUUCGAAACGGUUUACCACGGUGUGCCGGUGGUCACAAUGCCCGUGUUCUGUGAUCAUGACGUUAACUCAGCCAAGGCGGAGGUCGAUGGCUAUGCUAUCAAGCUGGACCUGGAAACGCUGUCCACCAACCAGCUGUACAAAGCCAUCAUGAAAGUCAUCCAUGAUCCACGCUACAGAAAUGCAGCCAGAUAUCGCCAGAAUCUGUUGCUGGAUCAGCGAUCCACCGCCCUGGAGACAGCCAUUUACUGGACCGAAUACGUGCUGCGACACAAUGGGGCCUACCAUCUGCAGACCCCAGCGCGAAACAUGGGCUGGUGGCAAUACUAUCUGCUGGAUGUGGUGGCCGUCUAUUUGUUGACCAUCUGCGCCUUGGUGCUUAUUGCAAAGCGCCUUGAUAUUCGGUCUGAGAAGAUGCGCAGCCAGCACUAUCCCAACUUGCUUCCAGCAACCAAAAAGAAAUCGAAAAAACUAUAAUUCCAGCACACGAAACUAAUGUUUACCCACAAUCAAUUAUGUCUUAGAAUUACGGGUUGACAAAUAAUAUUGUUUAAAAAAAAGGAACUUUCUACAUAAGACAGACCUCAAAACGUAUACUGCUAGGGUAUAUAAAUAGCUUAAAUCAAUAACGGCAUCUCUCCGAAUCAAUCUUAGAAAAAUAGAAAAACCUCCGUUAGAAAAUUGGCAAGUUAGCUUUUAAUUCGAUCUAUUGUACAAAAUUAAAGUUUCCGAUACUUUCUCAUUGGAAGACAAUUAUUGUUUGUCAUCCGUUUAAGUUCUUUUCGCUCUAUUGGAAAAAGUGCCUUGUACAUAUUGUUUAUAUUUAUAAUAUUAAAUUUAAGUAGUUGCUUAAACAUACAAAUUUCGAAUAUCCUAAAAUUGUUGUGUAAAAUUUAUAAGCGCGGAAAAUUUAAACCAAAGUCUACAAAUCGUUUAACAUAAUCAUUUCCUUUCAAUUUUAUUGUUAAAACACCGUGGAGAGUUGGAGUAAAAUAAAGUUUAAUCUAUAAUGUUGAAAUGUGUGAAAGAAAGCGAAACAAAACAAACUUUUAGAAAUAUAAAGAGGAGGAAAUUAAUACAGCUUUAAGUAUCAAAUAUAAUGCUCGAUUUAAGUUACACGCAGAUCUAUUUUACGCUAACUGGAUCUAUAGAGAAAUAUUGCUGGGUAACAUCCGGUUCAC